AUGCACAGCACCGCAUUCGCAUCGCCGGUCUGGUCGAAAAUAUACUCCAAGGAUAAGACAGGAAUUUGUUACGGCUUGUUCACGUUCGGCGCGCCCCUUUUCAAACACCAGGUCGAGUUGGGCCUCUGUCUCGGCAUCUUCGAUAAGGAGUACAAAUUCAAGCGCCCUGAUUCAGCGGCAACUGGUGGUAAGCUGCAUUGGGACCUGAGCGACAAGAGUGCCGACCAGGGACAACUACUAGAACAAAUGGACUUCCCGCUUCUAUCCGUGGCCAUGGCCUUUGACAGCUUUUAUCCGCUCGAUGCGUCUCUGGUUGAGCCGAUGAUUAAAGUCAUGCCGCUGCUCAGCGUACGCAACGAGAUUCUGCAGGAGCGUGACACGAGGGAUCCGGAAACUUGGCAGGCCACUGGCCCCAACCAGGUUCUCUUCCGCAGCUCCACGGCGACGAAGGCAGGCGAGGAAGGUCGGGGCUUCAUGAAGCUUCUCGCGUAUCACAUGAUGAGGAAGUCGGCUAGCGAGGGGUUCCGAGGGAUACAGCUUCAGUCUCUCCACGAUGCCGUCACUCACGUAUGGACCCACCCGCCAGAUCCGUUCAAAGGAGAGGUCGUGGCCAGGUUCAACUGUGUUUCGGACGAGGACGAGGAGAUCAGGCGGAAUUUUCGUGGUUCAACUCAGGAAGUCACGAAGGUCUCGCAGGAACUUCUCCGCCAUCUGGGCAUAUCGGAUGCUGUCGUGCUCACUAUUGAAAAUGUCAGCUCCUGUAAGGGCAAGGAUUGGCAUUUGAUAAUGAACAGCCCCAAUCCACUUGAUAUUGACCUCAAGGCCGGGAAAGUCGUCCUACCGGGUGAUGCCGACUACGACGAAAGCAUCAAGCGCUGGAGCGAGAGCUGCAUCAAGCCGGCAGCAGCAGUGAUCAAGCCCGCGUCCGCAGAAGAGGUCAGCAGUGCCAUUGUGUUCGCCAACAAGCACUCGCUCCCGUUCACCGUCUGCGGCGGCGGCCACUCGACGUCCGGGCAGUCGUCCAAGGGCGAGGACGGCGUGGUCAUCGACCUGUCCCUCAUACGCGAGGUCAGUGUCGACGCGCAGAAGCAGACCAUCACGUACGGCGGCGGGUGCCUGUGGUCCGAAGUCGACGAGGCGGCGGCGCAGCACGGCCUCGCCACACCGGGCGGCACCGUCAACCACACGGGUGUAGGCGGCCUGGUCCUGGGCGGCGGGUUCGGCUUCCUCAGCCCCAAGCAUGGGCUCACCAUCGACGUCCUGCUCGAGGUCGAGGUCGUACUUGCCGACGGGAGCAUCGUGACCGCCUCGGAGAAGGAGAACGCGGACCUGUUCUGGGCCCUGAGGGGAGCCGGGACAAGCUUCGGCGUCGCCACUAAAUUCACCUCACGCGCGUUCCCACAAGGUGAUGUCUGGGCCGGCGUGUUGAUAUUCAGGCCGGAUCAGCUGGCUGAGGUUGUAGAUGGCUGCAAUGCCGUGUUGGCUGCACAGGACGGCAACCAGGCCAUACUGAUGGCAUUUGGAUAUUCUCCACCCCCGGACAGAGUCCGUGUAAUCGUUGCGCAGGUGUUCCACAACGGCAGUGCCGCGGAGGGGGAGAAGAUUUACGAGCCGUUGUUGAAGGUGGGGCCUCACCUCAAUGCGGUUCAGACGGUCCCCUACAAGGUGGUGAACAGCCUCGCCAACGCUGGAGUCCCACAUGGGGGCCGCUACCAAUUCGGAGCUGCUAAUGUCACUUACCCGGUCGAUGUCGAAGUAGUGCAGUCGGCUGCUAAGGUGUGGUGGGAGGGCAUCGAGCGCUUCAGCUCGGACCCGAGCAAGGAGGACCUCCGUGGCAGCAUAAUCGGGUACGAGCUAUUCCCCAAUCACAAGGCGCGCGAGAUCCCCCCCGAGGCGACAGCCUUCGCCAACCGUGGGACAUACUUCAAUGUGGCCGUCUUGAUGAGCUGGCUCAGCCCAGACAGCGACAAAGAAGUUCGUGCAUUCAAGCAGGAGGUCGCUGCGUUGAUAAGAGCCAAGGGCUUCAAGGGUGACGAAGUCGGAGGCGAAGGUGUUGGUCAUUACAACAACUACCUGGACAGCAGCAUCAGUGCCGAAGGGGCUUUUGGGUCCAAUGCGAAGCGGUUGAAGGAACUGAAGCAGAAGUAUGACCCGGGCAAUCGUUUCGACAAGCUGUGGAAGUUGGCUUGA
Messenger RNA from Diaporthe amygdali, 2190 nucleotides. RefSeq lists its product as uncharacterized. The transcript is spliced from 4 exons. The coding region runs from base 1 to 2190 and encodes 729 amino acids. Lineage: Eukaryota; Fungi; Ascomycota; Sordariomycetes; Diaporthales; Diaporthaceae. The record is from RefSeq and is a predicted model, not a curated record. Gene Ontology annotation, molecular function: oxidoreductase activity; FAD binding.